Messenger RNA from Gossypium arboreum, 1363 nucleotides. Its product is annotated as probable trehalose-phosphate phosphatase D. The record is from RefSeq and is a predicted model, not a curated record. The transcript has 11 exons. The coding region runs from base 112 to 1203 and encodes 363 amino acids. Gene Ontology annotation, molecular function: trehalose-phosphatase activity. Gene Ontology annotation, biological process: trehalose biosynthetic process. NCBI's taxonomy places the organism in Eukaryota, Viridiplantae, Streptophyta, Magnoliopsida, Malvales, Malvaceae.
CCUGCCCUUUGCUGCAUUUUUUCUGUACUACUCCUAGUCAUUUUGUCAUUGCCAUUGUUAUCUUCUCCGUUUUUUUUCUUCACUCUCUUCAGAACAAGUUAAGAAAGAAGAAUGACUAACCAACAAAAUGUGGUGGUUGUGGAUGUGAAACCCCAUGGUGCUGUUAAGCCACCAUUAUCAUUUCCAGUGGCCAAGUCCUUUUCACCACAAGACCUGAAGUUAUUAUUAAUGAAGAAAAGGUUCGAAACUGAGAAUGCUUGGGUACUGGAUUCCAUGAGAGCUUCUUCACCUACUCGUAUCAGCAACCCUACUACGACUUCCUUACCUGAAACUGAUGUCAAAAGUUCCUGGAUUGUCCAUCAUCCCUCAGCUUUGAACAUGUUUGAACAAAUAGUGACUGCUUCAGAAGGGAAACAGAUUGCGAUGUUCCUUGACUACGAUGGCACACUGUCACCAAUCGUUGAAGACCCGGAUCGAGCUUUCAUGCCCAGAGAGAUGAGAGCAGCUGUAAGAGAUGUUGCAAGAUAUUUUCCUACUGCAAUACUCACCGGAAGAUGCAGAGACAAGGUUUACAGCUUUGUAAAACUAUCUGGACUUUAUUAUGCUGGUAGCCAUGGUAUGGAUAUCAAGGGACCAUCCAAAAGUUGCAAAGACAAUAAUAAUGGUAAGCAGGGAGUGCUUUUCCAGCCUGCAAGUGAAUUCUUGCCCAUGAUUGAUGAGGUGUACAAAGCAUUGGUAGAGAAAACAAAUUCCAUUCCAGGAGCCAAGGUGGAAAACAACAAGUUUUGUGUUUCCGUACACUAUCGAUGUGUUGAUGAAAAGAGUUGGGCUACAAUAGCUGAGCAAGUUAGAUCAGUGCUGAACCACUACCCUAAGCUUAAAUUAACUCAAGGGAGGAAGGUAUUAGAGAUACGUCCCACUAUCAAAUGGGACAAAGGGAGAGCCCUUGAAUUUUUGUUGGAAGCACUAGGAUAUAACAAUGCAAAUGAUGUUUUACCAAUUUAUAUCGGCGAUGAUAGAACUGAUGAAGAUGCUUUCAAGGUUUUACGUGAUAGAGGACUAGGAUUUGGGAUUUUGGUUUCAAAAAUACCCAAAGAAACUAAUGCAUCCUAUUCUCUCCAAGAACCAUCUGAGGUUAAGGAGUUCUUGCGACGUUUGGUGGAGUGGAAAAAGUUGUCGCUACAAACACCCAUAAUUGGCUAAAAUUAAGUGCUUAUAGAGGACCUUGCUGAAUUAUUUAAUGUUCUGGUUUAGAGAGAGUUUUUAUAAUUGUAAUUAAAUACCAGUGUUCAGAGGCUGAUAAAAAAGAAAAAAGAAAAAAAAGAAUUGUUCCAUUAAUUUGGAAAUUCUUUAAAUCGACUAA